Messenger RNA from Caenorhabditis bovis, 2199 nucleotides. The record is from the annotation of a GenBank genome assembly. NCBI's taxonomy places the organism in Eukaryota, Metazoa, Nematoda, Chromadorea, Rhabditida, Rhabditidae.
AUGGGCAGCAAGCGAGGCCGCGGAGCUUCGUCGUCGAAUCAAGAGCGAACCCGUACGCAUUUAUUCUUUGCUUCACAGCCAGAACGACACCAGCAAAAGCGGAAGAGACGAGCUCAAAACAAGCUCCAUUCAACUGUGAAAGACAAAAAAGACGAGAUGGUUCAAGCUGGUGCGAGUGAAAUUGAUCCAUUACAAUGGACUGGCAACCAACGUGUUUUACAUUUUGGACCGAUGGCUCAACGUGAUCCCUACUUUUAUUAUUACCCAAAAGGAUGGGACAUCCUUUAUCCUGCUCAAUUUGGGUUUUUUCCUUACAGGACCACAAAAUUUCGUGGUUCGUCUUCACUAGUCUGCUGUUGCGCAUUUGGUUUCUUUUUGUUAAUUGGUGGUAUUUUAAUGACGAUACUUGGAUAUAAAAUGCUUUAUGAUUCCCCAUUUUGGACAUGGCCAUAUGAGCAGAAAAUUCGUCCUCCUCCUAUUCAGAUCGCUGGCCCAAUUUUAUGCGUUCUUGGAGUCAUUUUUCUCCUAAUUUCUCUAGUUUAUUUCCUUUUCACAACAAAAUUAUGCGAUAUUUCUUUGCAUCAUACAAAAAAGCAUGAAGAACCAUCUCGAGUAACGACAAUUACAACUCACUACAUGCCAUUGCCCCCAAUUUUUGAGAAAGACCCUUAUCAGCCACUUCCACCACCGGCAUAUCCCGUCCUUGAAAAUCGACACGCGUCUACAAAUAUUGUGAAGCCACACGAUGAGAAAAAAUUAUAUCCACCAGUAAUACCCGGAUGCUCGACACUUUCGCUGCAUCGACGAUCACCGAAUAAUAUAUUUGUGGCGAGCCCGUACAACACAUUGCGAGCUACUAGUGUCGCCAGAUACCAACACGCUUUCUCCGAUUCGAAUUCGAUUCUCGAAAAUAAAUACGGAUCACGAACGGCUUCAAUGAGCUCGCACCUGCGUCGGCAUAGCAACGAUGCCGGCGAAGUUCAAUCACCGACCUCGGCUCCGCCGCCGACAAAAAGGUGUCAUACUAACGAAGAGGAGAAACAGACAGCGGAGGCUCAUCCGAUGACCGACGGCCGACAAUACAAAUUUGUGGCGGUACACGGCAUCCAAUACGCAAUUCCGGAAGCGUAUGAUGUUGACGAGACGAUGGUUUCAGAUCUUGGAGGUGGAACGUACGGAAAUGUCAUAAAAGUGCACGCAAUGUGCCAAGAUGGAAAGCGCCGUUACAUGGCUAUUAAAAAACUGCGCGACCCUUUUUAUGCUCCUUCGCAAGCUCGUCGAUAUUUUCGAGAAAUUCGACUCCUACAGCUCAUUCAGCACGACAGUAUUAUUCGGGCUGUCGAUUUAUACACACCAGAUGAUGAACAUGAUUUCAAGGAUAUAUAUGUUGUCACCGAAUAUGCUGGAAACAGCCUUUAUCGACUAUUGCAACAACAAAGAGAACAUAAUAAAACGAUUUUAACGCCUGCUCAUGUCAAAUUUAUUAUUUAUCAGUUGUUAAGAGCUUUGAAGUAUAUUCAUUCCGCAAAUGUGAUUCAUAGAGACUUAAAACCGGGAAAUCUUGCACUCACGGUAGACUGUGAUCUCACAGUGUUAGAUUUCGGACUGGCGAGAUCCUUGGAGAAAAAGGAUGCGACAUUAACGCAGUAUGUACAGACUAGAUGGUAUAGAAGUCCAGAAGUGAUUUAUUGGAAUAUUGACAGCUACACCACAUUAGCGGAUAUGUGGUCAGUUGGAUGCAUUGCUGCCGAAUUACUCACCGGAAUACCACUUUUUCCAGGAGAAGAUGUAAACAUGCAAUAUGAAAUGAUCACACAGUUAUGUGGAAGUCCUGAUGCUGAACUUCUUGAUAAGAUUGAAAGAGGAAACUCGAUUAAUAUGCGAAUGGUUGUCGAAUCAUAUCCACAUUUUACACGAAAGAAUUUUGCUCGUCAUUUUCAAUACGCUGAUCCACCACCAGAGUUUAUCGAUUUUCUGGAGAAAAUUUUGGUUUUGGAUCCGGAGAAAAGAAUGACUGUUGAGGAAGCCAUUAAACAUCCUUAUAUGAAAGAAUAUUAUGAGCCAGAUGAUGAGCCACGUGCGCCGUAUAUUUUUCAUCUUGAUGAUGGCGUUGAAAAGACCAGCGAUGAAUGGAGAAAGGCGAUUUGGAACGAAAUUACAAAUUUCAAACGUUCAAAGAUCUCACCACGAUUCAACUAA